AGAGUUUAUAAAAAAAUGUCGGGUGGAACGAAGCGCAUAUAUGAUGCUCGAUCGCAAUAUACAGAUCGUACAAAAACCAAUGAAAAUUCGUUUUCGCCAUUGACUGUGAUUAUGAAAAACCUUGAUACGAGUCUGCUGCUGUUAAGUUCCAAGGAGGAACCGGUAGUGCAGCAAGUACUCAAUCACUUAGCAGACUUUGCUCGCAAAGCGGACCAGAAUAUAGAGGAUUUGAAGGAACAAAAUUUGUUGGAGUUGCUGGUAUACAAGGAUCUAUUUAUUAAUGCGGAUAGUGUGAUUAUCCGUCGUUUUACCUUGUACCUUAUCACGGUGCUGAUGGACCGCACGCAACUGGGCGAGCUUCAAACUGAGCAAACGGCACAGCUGCUCGAGGUGGGCUUCAGGUUCUAUCUGAAGGAGAUCGAUGAGUUUUGCAUCGAGUAUCUGACGUACAUAAUAAAUCUGUGCCUGCGCGAUCCUAAAAUCGCGCAGAACACACUCGAAAAUGUUGAAUUUCUAGAAAAAUUCAAGAUAAUUUUCAUUAGCUCGGAUAAUCCCGACACUGUGGUCAAUUCCAUUGAGGCAAUGCAUAAAAUUCUACAGAUUCAAAGCGCCAAAGAGAUGCUGGAGUUUACCGCUCUACCCGGAUUCCCCAUAGAUCGUGUCAUCUGUGAGCUGACCAACGAUUUCUUGCAAAUCCGCCUGGCCGCCAUUAAGGUACUAAAAAUUCUACUGGCCGACACCAGCGAGGAGAGUGUUUUUGAGCCACUGCAUCGUUGUUUCUUCGUGCUGCAGCAGCUGGUCAAAGCCUUCUGUGCAAAUCCAAAGGCACCCGAUGCUCUUGGCAUUAUCGAGGUGUUAGCGACGGCGUUGCGGUCCGAGAAAAUGACGAAGCUCUUCUUCGAACAGAAUCUCUUUGACCAGAUGGUGGAGCAUCUGAACGAAGACGUAGACAUGUUGGCUCCAGAAGUCGUGUGUACCAUCAUUUCCAUAUUCGCCGAGGCGGCUAAAUAUCAAUACUAUCUGGCACGCAUCCACAGUGCCAGAAUUACUGAGAUGUUCCUCAAGUGCCUCUUGAAGAGCAAGCCGGAGCCAUCACCAUUCGUUAUCAUGGGUUUAAAUCGCAUGACUGUGCAUCCGGAUGCACUGCGCACCAUUGUCGCCGGGUACGAGCAUGGGGUACUGGAUCAGCUUGUGGCCCUGGUGCAAGCGGCGGAGGUGUCCAUUAAGACCCGCGAACAGGCCGCCGAGUUCAUUGGGAAUCUCUUGGUCAGUUCUUUCCGAACCACGGCUGACCAGCUAAUGGUGAUGAACAUCUCUGAAGCACUUGCCAAGACCAUAGAGCAAGGAUUGCCGGAAUUAUCGAUAGAUCUAAUAUUGUCGGUGCUGGCGAUCAUCGAGACUUUGGCACAGAAUGAUGAGCAUCGCAAGAUAAUGGGCGAAUAUACACCACUCACUGAGCAAAUUGCCCAAUUACUUAUGGGCUCAUAUGCACACUCCAUAUUGGUUCACAACAUAUUCCGCUGCCUGUGCACCAUUGUCGACGAGGAGCCUGUUCGCGAGAUUCUUAUGAAGAAUUAUAUCGUAUCCUCGAUCAAGCGAGCCCUAAAAUCCGUAUCGAAUCUGGUCAAGACCGCUGUUACCAAUUUUAUACUGCAGACCACACGUUUCAAUGAAUUCGUAGAUGCGUACAUUGAUCGCGGCAUUCUCGAGGUACUGAUGAAUUUCCAGAAGCACGCGUUCUGUGUGUCCACCUGGGGUCCGGCUAUUGAAAGCAUUCUGGCCAAGUGCCCCACCAUGAAGUUCUGCAUUCGCAACCAUUUGGGCUUUACGGACGUAACCGCUGGAAAGGAUUUCUAUGUGUCCAAGCGCAAGUUUGAGGAUUUCCGGUGCUUUCAGAACAUAUUGAGGCAAGACUGCUCACCGCUGGAGACCGUGCUUGUGGUGAACUUUGACCGCCCCUCAGCGGAUGAGAGAGAUCUGAUUUGUGUGCCGCUACAUUGCCUGCAUGACAUUGAUAUCGGUGGCGAUCAGAAAUGGGCCUACUGCAAACGACCCGGCGACCGAAAGCUACCCGAAUUUCUGGAGGCACUGAAUGAGACUUUGGCAUUAAACGGCCUUGUGGAGAAUCCUGAUAAAAUCAGGCGCAGCAUUGAUUUUGAGAACGUGGCCAAGCGCAGCAAGAUUAUUGCUGAGGCGGUGAACAGCGUUAUGAGCGUGGAUAUCAAGAUACUCGAUCUGAACACCACAGAGGAGUGUUCCCGCCACACAGUGCGCUGCCAUCUGGAGAAUCUGCGUCACGUCUUCCACACCAACUUCAUACCACUGGGUGAGGUGCAGAGCGGAUGCCAGUUCGAGCGUGCCGUUCUCUUCAAGUGCUUCGCCGAUCAGAUUGGUCUGCCCUGCACCCUGCAGCGCAGUGUGGACGGACGAAUGCUGUACAACGAGGUCCCGCUGCCACUUGAACUGGAGAAGGAUAUACACUGCGAUAAGAAGACGCUGAAGUUUAUGCCCUGGCGCAUGCUGCGUCCGACCCACAUCGUUGAUCUUAUGUACAACAUUGGCGAACUCUAUCCCAUGCAGAGCCGCCAAGCACUUCAGUAUUUGCGUCUCUAUUGAAAUCAGUUUUUAUAGUUGUGGGACUUUCAAAAUUUUUAGCCCCUAUAAAUAUUCUAUAGUAUUAUAUUGGGCAAAGCUAUUAAAAUGAAUCGUUUAUAAUAUUUGCUUUAUCGGAUUGUCGGUCAAAAAUUAAGACAAAUAUUUUGGAAUGACAACUCUUAAGUUCUUAUAAAAAUUUUAUGAGAUACUAC
Drosophila grimshawi is the source of this 2807-nucleotide messenger RNA. RefSeq lists its product as uncharacterized. The coding region runs from base 16 to 2616 and encodes 866 amino acids. Lineage: Eukaryota; Metazoa; Arthropoda; Insecta; Diptera; Drosophilidae. The transcript is spliced from 4 exons. The record is from RefSeq and is a predicted model, not a curated record.